Sciurus carolinensis (gray squirrel) is the source of this 2316-nucleotide messenger RNA. RefSeq names its product protein phosphatase 2 regulatory subunit B''beta (gene Ppp2r3b). The record is from RefSeq and is a predicted model, not a curated record. Gene Ontology annotation, cellular component: protein phosphatase type 2A complex. Lineage: Eukaryota; Metazoa; Chordata; Mammalia; Rodentia; Sciuridae. The transcript is spliced from 13 exons. The coding region runs from base 138 to 1865 and encodes 575 amino acids. Gene Ontology annotation, biological process: protein dephosphorylation. Gene Ontology annotation, molecular function: protein phosphatase regulator activity; calcium ion binding.
CCGCCGCCCCUGCGCACCGCGCGACGCCCGCCAGGCCCGGGCCGCCCGCCCGCCCGCGGCCGCCGCGCCCCUUCCUCGGCCCGGGCCCCCGGGCGGCCGAGCCCCGUCAGGCCGGGGCGGCCCGGGCCGCGCCCACCAUGCCGCCCGGCAAGGUGCUGCAGCCGGUGCUGAAGAUGAAGGUGGACGAGCUCUUCCUGUGCUGGCUCAGCGAGGCCAGCACGCAGCGCAUGCUGCAGGACGGCCUGCACCGCAUCAAGGCGCCCGGCCCGGCCGCGCUGGCCGCCGGGGACGCGGGCCCGCCCGAGGCCUGGCCGCCCGCCUGCCGACCCGCCGCGCCCGAGCCCCCGGGGGCCGCCGCCGCCACGCCGGGGCCCGCGCCCGCGCUGCCCCUGGGAGCCGCCGCCAGCCCCCGGCUCGGGCCGCACGCCCGCGGCGCCCGCAGGUCCGCCGGCCCCAGAGCAGUCCAGGCAAAGAAGGCAGAGCCGCUGCCCCCGGCCACCAGCCGCAGCAUCCCAGCGUUCUACUUCCCCCGGGGGCGCCCCAAGGACACGGUGAAUGUGGACGCCAUCAUCACCAGCAUCGAGCGCACCUUCGCUCAGUUCCCUCACGAGAGAGCCACCCUGGAGGACAUGGGCAGAGUGGCCAAGGCCUGUGGCUGCCCGCUGUACUGGAAGGGGCCACUCUUCUAUGGAGCCGGUGGAGAGCGCACAGGCUCUGUGUCUGUCCACAAGUUCGUGGCCAUGUGGAGGAAGGUCCUCCAGAACUGCCACGACGAUGCCGCCAAGUUCGUCCACCUGCUCAUGAGCCCUGGCUGCAACUACCUGGUGCAGGAGGACUUCGUCCCCUUCCUGCAGGACGUGGUGAACACGCACCCUGGCCUGUCCUUCCUGAAGGAGGCGUCCGAGUUCCACUCCCGCUACAUCACCACCGUCAUCCAGAGGAUAUUCUACACCGUCAACAGGUCCUGGACCGGGAGGAUCACCUGCACGGAGCUCCGGAGGAGCACCUUCCUGCAGAACGUGGCCCUGCUGGAGGAGGAGGCGGACAUCAACCAGCUGACGGAGUACUUCUCCUACGAGCACUUCUACGUCAUCUACUGCAAGUUCUGGGAGCUGGACACAGACCAUGACCUGCUCAUCGACGCGCAGGACCUGGCCCGGCACAACGACCACGCCAUUUCCGCCAAGAUGAUCGACAGGAUAUUCUCCGGAGCCGUGACACGGGGCAGGAAAGUCCAGAAGGAAGGGAAGAUCAGCUACGCCGACUUCGUCUGGUUUCUGAUCUCCGAGGAGGACAAGAAGACCCCCACCAGCAUCGAGUACUGGUUCCGCUGCAUGGACCUGGACGGGGACGGGGCGCUGUCCAUGUUCGAGCUGGAGUACUUCUACGAGGAGCAGUGCCGCCGGCUGGACAGCAUGGCCAUCGAGGCCUUGCCCUUCGAGGACUGCCUCUGUCAGAUGCUGGACCUGGUCAAGCCCCAGAGCGAGGGGAAGAUCACGCUGCGCGACCUCAAGCGGUGCCGGCUCGCCGACGUCUUCUUCGACACCUUCUUCAACGUGGAGAAGUACCUGGACCGCGAGCAGAAGGAGCAGGCCUCCCUCCUGAGGGAGAGCGAGAGCGAGGGCCCUGAGCUGUCCGACUGGGAGAGGUACGCGGCGGAGGAGUACGACGUCCUGGUGGCGGAGGAGGCGGCGGGCGAGCCCUGGGACGACGGGUACGAGGAGGAGCUCAGCCCUGUGGACCAGAAGCUGAGCGCACUGCGGUCCCCGCUGGCCCAGAGGCCCUUCUUCGAGGUGCCCACCCCGCUGGGCGACGUCGACCUGUUCGAGUUCGCGUGUGGGGACGAGGACCUGCGGCCGCUGUGAGGCCCGCGGCCGGCCGUGUCCCGUUGAUCGCCGAGCUGUCCUGAACCCGCGUGCGUUUGUAUGGAAUGGCCGACUUUUAUUUAUUCUCCGCGGAACUUGUCAAGGUGUUGCCGACGGCGCACGUCCCCACCCCGAGGGACCGACGCUGGUCCACCAACCCCAGGCCACCGGGCCGCAGGCCAGGCUCGGCUGCGGGACGCCCGGCCCCGCAGACCCGCUGCUGCCCGGCGGGUCGGGCGCCCCUCCCCGCCACGCCCCGGACGCCGCCUGCGCACUGCGCGCCCUUCCCCGCGCGUCGCUGGCGAACAUUCCAGAGCACCUGUGGCCGCCGCCGCUCUCGUGCGGUCGCGGCACAGAGGCGUGCGGAGAGGACUUGGACCUGCUGUGCAGCCAGCCUGACACUUUCACGCGGUCACGUUUGUAUUUUUGAAUAAAAAUUUAAAGAUUUUCA